Molecule: messenger RNA, 1479 nt
Organism: Rhizoctonia solani
Lineage: Eukaryota; Fungi; Basidiomycota; Agaricomycetes; Cantharellales; Ceratobasidiaceae
Product: cytochrome P450 family protein
Exons: 9
Coding region: 1-1479 (492 amino acids)
Molecular function (GO): oxidoreductase activity, acting on paired donors, with incorporation or reduction of molecular oxygen; monooxygenase activity; iron ion binding
Source: RefSeq, a predicted model, not a curated record
AUGUCAAUUGACAAGAUUGCCCCAGUCAAAGCCCUUGGGGUCGCAACAGCGACGCUCGCCGGUGCAUGGGCGAUUGCAGCAGCCUACAGACACCAACGUCGGUUGCCCUUGCCUCCUGGUCCACCGGAAAAGUCUUGGAUGGCCGGUAGCGCUGAUGACAUCCCAACGUUGUUCAAGUGGAUCAAAUUCACAGAGCGAUAUAAUACACUCGAUUUAUUCGAAACGCGGGGUCAAAUUUAUUCGGAUAGGCCUGUCCGAUCGAUGCCUUUUCUAAUGGGCUGGAGAGAUAUUGCUUCUUUCCGAGACAAUGACUCUCAUUUUAAGACCUUCAGGCGCCAUACAAGCAUCGGAUUUAGCAAGAAAGCUGUCGCCGAUUAUCAUGAUAGCCUGACGAAAGAAGUCCAUAUACUCCUGCAGCGACUGCUUCGUAAAUCCAGUGAUCUAAAUUUGGAGCUGAAUCGUUUUGCGGCAAGCUUUAUUAUGAAAGUAACCUAUGGGUAUUCAAUUAUUGGUAGCAAUGAUCCUUACAUUUUAGCAUCGGAUGAGGCCUUCCGUUCGUUGAUUCCUGCCGUGACGGAGAGCUAUCUCGUAGAUAGCUAUCCAAUUAUACAAUACCUGCCUUCGUGGCUACCCGGUAUGGGGUUCAAGAGGAUGGCACAAGAAGCACGCAAGUACCCAACAAAAAUGGCAAGGGAACCUUUUGAGUGGACCAAAGAACAGAUACAUCGAGGGAAUGCGGCCCCUUCGCUAGUACGUCGACUUCUAGAGGAAAAUGAAGAUGGAGAGAUAGGCGAAGAGGCCAUCAUGUGGACUGCGGGUUCAAUGUAUGCUGGUGGGGCACACACCACCGUUACUGCCAUGAAUAAUUUCAUUGCGGCUAUGAUGCUCCACCCCAAUAUCGCAAGUAAAGCUCGCGAAGAAAUUGAUAGGGUUAUCGGAACGGAGAGACUCCCAGCAAUAUCCGACCGAGUGGACCUACCCUAUUUGGAAUGCGUGCUAUCAGAAACACUUAGAUGGCAACCUCCUGCGUCCAUGGAGGUAUCUCAUCGCGCGAGGCAGGAGGAUGAAUAUCGAGGGUACCGAAUUCCGGCAAACAGUACCAUCAAGUACAAUAUGUAUGCGAUUACCCGUGACGAACGCAUGUUUCCCGACGCAGAGAACUUCAUUCCGGAGAGGUUCGACAAGUCCAAUCUGGGACCCAAGCCUCUAGAACCCCGCGACUUUUUGUUUGGAGUGGGUAGACGUGUCUGUCCUGGCCAAUUCGUCGUAGAUGCAUCACUCUUCUUGCUUAUGGCCAACAUAAUUGCGACUAUGGAUAUCAGAAAACCCCGCGACGAUAAUGGAAAUGAAUUUGAGCCAGAGAUCAAGAGGUCAGGGUAUCCCAUCAAUCAAGUUCUUCCAUUCAAACAUUCAAUAACUCCCCGCUCCGAGCAAGCUGUCAAAUUGAUCAAUUCUAUUGUUAUGUUCGGAGAAGAAUAA